This is a messenger RNA of Pezoporus occidentalis (night parrot), 1879 nucleotides long. It is a transcript of the gene MPPE1, whose product is annotated as metallophosphoesterase 1. The transcript has 11 exons. NCBI's taxonomy places the organism in Eukaryota, Metazoa, Chordata, Aves, Psittaciformes, Psittacidae. Gene Ontology annotation, biological process: GPI anchor biosynthetic process; endoplasmic reticulum to Golgi vesicle-mediated transport. Gene Ontology annotation, cellular component: endoplasmic reticulum-Golgi intermediate compartment. The record is from RefSeq and is a predicted model, not a curated record. Gene Ontology annotation, molecular function: phosphoric diester hydrolase activity. Bases 395 to 1582 code for a protein of 395 amino acids.
GCCUGCCCUGAAGAGGGCGCGGGAAUGCUCGGGCACGGCGGGUCUGGGCUCGGCUAUGUUUGCCGUUGCCUUCGCGUGCAGAGCUCACGCUUACAGUAGCUUAAGCGGUUUGUCGUUGGUAGUCCUCCUUCUGUUGGCCGAGUACCGCUCAGUGAUGAAAAUGAACAGUUAGUCAAGAAGUUGAAAAAACUGCAUGUAAAAAAUAAGGAGCUAGAAAAUAAUCUGGGUCAGAUCCAAGAAAAACUACAUCUUCAGCGGUUAAUACGUGACUAUGGCACACACAGAGAGGUUUCUGUGCUGAUAUGAAGCCCAACAUGAUCCUUUGACUAACCCCUAACGUUUUCACCGGAGAGGAGAACUGAGCCAUUGGGAAGAGUCUUAUGCCAGUACUGCAAUGCUGAGUUCUAGCACAACCACUGUGAAGAACCUUCUUUUAAAGAAGAGGCUCUGUUUCCUGCUGAAGCUUGUGUUCUAUGUCAGUUCAGUGUUAAUAUUUUGUGAAUUUUUAAUUUAUUAUGUGGUAAUUUUUCAAUGCCAAUGGCCAGAAGUGAAAAGUGGAGCUAAAAAAGAGACUUCAACUUCAGUCCUGAAGGCCAUAAUUUUAGCUGAUACUCACCUACUUGGUGAAAUCAAAGGGCACUGGCUGGAUAAACUAAGAAGGGAAUGGCAAAUGGAGAGGUCUUUCCAAACUGCCUUAUGGUUACUGCAGCCAGAUAUUGUUUUUAUUCUGGGAGAUGUCUUCGAUGAAGGAAAAUGGAGCUUACCUCAGGCAUGGGCAGAUGAUGUCAGGAGAUUUCAGAAAAUGUUUAAGUUCCCAGCUUCUACUGAGCUGGUGGUUGUUGUUGGGAAUCACGACAUUGGAUUUCAUUACGAAAUGACAACUUACAAAGUAAACCGGUUUGGAAAGGCUUUCAACUUUACUUCAGGAAAGCUAAUAACUCGAAAAGGAAUAAACUUUGUCCUGGUGAACAGCGUGGCCAUGGAGGGCGAUGGCUGUACUCUCUGCCGUACCACAGAGGCAAGGCUUGUGGCGCUUUCUCACAAACUGAAUUGCUCCCAGCAGAAACCAAGUAAUUCCAACAAAAGAUGCAGUGAUGUGGAAAAGCUUCCAGCUUCAGAACCCAUCCUUCUACAGCACUACCCUCUCUAUCGGAAAAGUGAUGCUGAAUGCACUGGAGAAGAUUCUGCUCCUCCAGAGGAGAAGAACAUCCCAUUUAAAGAGAAGUAUGAUGUCCUGUCUCGGGAAGCAUCACAAAAGCUGAUAUGGUGGUUUCAUCCCCGUUUGAUUCUCAGUGGCCAUACACACAGUGCUUGUGAAGUGCUGCACGCGGGGAAAAUCCCAGAAGUCAGCGUCCCGUCAUUCAGUUGGAGGAAUAGAAACAACCCUAGUUUCAUCAUGGGCAGCAUAACACCGACAGACUUCUCCCUCCAAAAAUGCUUCCUUCCAUAUGAGAGCAGAGUCUUUACUAUAUACUGUGCAGCAGGUGCUCUGCUUGUAAUCCUGAUACUAGCUCAUUUUCAGCUUCUCACUCCACCAUUUUAUUUUGCUCAGCGUUUAAUCAGUAAGCAUAAAGCAGUAUGAAGAGCCAGACAUCUGCAUUCAGUCACUGAAAUACCAAAGCUGAGAACAGUCAAACAUCAGACUAUAUUCAUGCCAGCAAAUGACCUAAUUUGAUUGCUAGUCUGAAGGCAGGUUGCAUUUACACAUACCAUAGAAGUCCUAUACAGCUGAUAUGACUACUACAGGAUAAAUAAUUAACUGAAAUGAGCGUUUCAUGCUGUACAAAAAUACUGUAUUCGACAAUCAAAUGAGUCCUUUUCCUGCUAUAAUUUUUGUAUCAAACAUGUAUAUUAAAAGUGUAACUGUACAUUAUGUAAA